UCGCCACAAUCCAAUAGUUACUGUUUCUGAAAAUAUUUUAACCCAUAUGCGUUUACUUGCUUAAAUUUAAUUUCUCUAGAUGUUCUUGUUAGAUUAAAAUUCAUAUUCAGAUUUGACCCUUUAGCUACAGGUGAGGUCCCUUAGGACUGCAGUGUUAGUUGAAGGAUGGUGUUGUGGAUUAUCCGACAAGUUACUAGCUGGUGCUCCUAUGUCUGUUGUACUGAAAUUAUUGGAGAAGAUUGUUAGGGAUAGGAAUUACUGGCAUUUAGAAGAGUGCAGAGUUUUUACAAAUAAUCAUUUUGGCUGUCUGCAAGGAGGUCAUAUCUUUCAAACUUGAUUGAAUUUUUUAAUGAAAUGAUGAAGAUGGCUGAUGAGGGUAGGGCAGUGGAUGUUGUAUUCUUGAAGUUCAGUAAAUAUUUCAAUAAGACUACUCAUUGUAGGCUGAGCCAGAAGGUUAAGGCACAUGAGAUUUAUGGUAAUUUGGUGGAUUGGAUUUGAAAUUGGCUUGGUCAUAGAAGACAUGGCUUAGUGGUGAAGGGUGGUUCUUUGACUGGAUUCAUAACUAGGGUGUUCCACAUAGAUCAGUGCUGGGACUGCUGUUGUUUGUGAAAUAUAUAAAUGAUUUGGACGAAAAUGAAGCUAGGCUGAUUCACAAGUUUGCUGACAACACAAAAAAUUAUAGCUGUGUAUAAUAAUAUAGCUAUGUCAAUGGAUAUAGCGGGAUGUAGAUUAGCUGGAGAUAUGUGUGGAGAAAUGAGAGAUGGAAUUUGUUGUAAUGUGAGUAUUAUUAAAAGUAAGUUAAUACUAAUCGAAAAGCUGUUGGUCAGGAUCUGGGGUUGGCGGGGUGUUUACUUCCACUCUUUUACUCCCGGUAUGCAUUGUAUAUAGUUCCUCCACCCAUGCCGCACGAGGUACCUGGAAGCCUCUGUAUUGUGAAUAUCAUUUGCCGUCUCAGAUAAUGAUGCUCCUUUGGCCAUCAAGUUAUUGAGUGGUCUUUUUUGUAAAGUAGAAGUUACCACAUAUUUUUGGCAACGAGUUAAACUGGUUUUGUGGACGGGUCGGCCCGGUUUUCGAUCAGGAGCUGUGAGCAGGUGAGGAGCCUCGUGUUCGGAUGGCUACGUUCGGAACGGUCGGUGUGCUCGACGAGCAAAUUGAGGAGUGGCUCCGCGGAGUACGAGGAAAGGUUGGGCCACUUUUUCUGUGCUAAUGGAAUUACGAGGAGGCUAAGAAGCACUCUUCUCCUGAGUGUGUGUGGGGCAAGGACUUACAAGCUGAUACAGAACUUAGCUACGUCGCGGAAACCGGGAGAAAUUCCAUACGACCAACUGGUCAAGCUCGUGGGGAACCACCACAAUCCGAAGCCUUCGGUGAUAAUUCAACGGUUCAAGUUUCACAGCCGUGUCCGGAAACUAGGUCAGUCUGUGGCUGAGCUUCAGCAGCUGUCAGAACAUUGUGAUUUUGGAGCCGUGUUGGAUGACAUGCUCUGUGACAGAUUAGUAUGCAGCGUUAAUAAUGACACCAAACGCUGCUUGUUAGGGGAAACCCCACCGUUGACUUUCAAGACAGCCCUAGAGAUUGCUCAAGGCAUGGAGUUGGCUGCUGAUAAUGCCAAGGAUAUACAGAAAGGAUAUGGGGGGUCGCAGUCGACGGUAGUGCUCCAAAUCAGGAGGGAGACUGGUAGACAGGAAAACUGGGUGGAAUGUUUUCAGUGUGGAGGAACGCACUAUGCAAAUACUUAUAAAUUCAAAGAUACUGUCUGCCAUGCUUGUGGCAAGAAGAGACAUUUCAUUAAAAAGUGCAGGAGCAUAAAGGGUAAGGUUGAGCCUGGGCAGGCGACAGCUCAACAGGCUCAGGCAGCCUCACACCACCUGGGAGAAGAAGAUGAAGAGGCAGUGUGUGCCUACAACAUGCUUGAGGUGGAAAUGGAUGAGGGACCACCUGAGCCAUAUUAUGCCACAGUCACUGUCAAGGGAAAGGACAUUAAGUUCGAGAUUGAUUCAGGGGCUACUGCAUUGGUCAUUAUUGAAGAGACCUACAGGAGGACAUGGGGAUCCAACCUGCCUCCCAUCAGACCACCUAAGCUCCAACUCAGGACCUAUACGGGGCAGCCCAUACCUCAUUUAGGGGUGUUAUAUGUGGAUAUUUUGGCUGGGGGCCAGAAGGCUGAAGCCAGGCUGGUGAUAGCUAAGGGCAGUGGGCCCAGUUUUCUGGGCCGCAAUUGGCUUCACAAAAUCCGGCUCAACUGGCAUGAAUUUAAAUAUGCACGCAUGACGGAAGAGCAUGAGGUGCAGCGUGCAGAUGAAGUCACCGAUGGCAAUGUGAGUGACAGACAUAGUCCGGACACAUUUGAGAGUGAGCUCGCAGUGCAGCUUGCGGCUCUUCAGCCUAUUACAGGAGCAUUUGAAGUUACCCCCUCGGCACUCAAAGCCAGCACGCCACUUCUAGUAUGGCGAAGCAGUGACCCAGCUCUUGUACCACCUGCCCCGUUACAGCAAGGUGCAUCUCAGCCUGAUGAUCCCGCUAACAGGAACCUGCAUGUGAAGCCAAUCGUAACUGUAGCAAAUGGGGCACCCGCAGACGAUGUAAGAACAGAGCCUCCAGGACCACCAGACAAGCAUUCAGAAAGCACUGUAAGUAAUUUGACAAAGAAAGUAGAAUUUUCUGGAGGCGGUGGCCCCCUGGGAAUCCAUGUGGUACCUUGUAACUCUACGCUGAGUGGAAGAUUCCUUAGCCUGAGUAUUCGUGGUAUUGAAGAGAACAGCCAUUCAAGAAAAGAGAACCUGCUGCAGGAGAGUGAAUGUAUCAUCAAAAUCAAUGACUGUGAUUUAACAGACAAGACCUUUGAUCAAGCACAAGAGGUUUACUGAAACACAAUGCGAUUUCCUGCUGUUGAACUCCAGAUAGUUCCAAGUUAUAACAAGGAACUCUGUGAAAAAUUUACAAUUGGGUCUAUUCUGAGCCAUGGUCAAAAACCAAAAUUCCUUCUUCAGUGCCUUCCAAGCUAGGUGGCAAAUUAUCCCAAUAAUGCUGAGAAUAGCUUACCACCGAUUUCAAAGAAACUCAGUGGUCCAAAACAGUUAAGGAGCAAUGACCACUUAAUGCAUACCAGGAAAGCAUGUCUACCAGUGACCUUGCUAGAGGGAGAGACCACUGGCGGGGGGAAGAGUCCCCUAAAGAGGAUGGAUAUUCUCACGCAGACACACAGACCCCUCUCGUGUCCCCAACACUAGAUCUGCCCAAAACAUCCUCACCAGCAGUGCCUGCUGGGUCACCGGGGGUAGUGUGUAGAUCGCAGCGCCCUCACAAGCCCCCUGACAGACUGAAUCUUUGAUUAGUUAGUUUCUUUUGUUGUUAGAUUGAAUGUUGAAUUUGCCAUGUUUUUUUUUAGGUAUUUUUGUAUUGGUAACCUGUUGCUAAUGAUAACACUUCUUAUUUCCCAGUUCUUCUAUAUUUGGGGAAUGUUGGAUUUUAAAGGGGGAGAAGUGUUGUAAUGCGACUGAAGAAUUCAACAUGAGCUCUCAAAUCCUCAAGACUUUCUCCAGAGGCACCAUUGAGAGCAUCCUGACUGGCUGCAUCACUGCCUGGUAUGGGAACUGUACCAACCUUGAUCGCUGGGCACCACAGAGUGGUACGGGCAGCCCAGCACAUCUGUGGAUGUGAACUUCCCUCCUUUGAGAACAUUCACAGCAGCAGGUGCAUAAAGAAGGUCUGGUAGAUCAUCGGGAAUACUAGUCACCCCAAACGUAAACUGUUUCAGCUGCUUCUGUCUGGCAAACAGUACCGCAGCAUUAAAGCCUGGAUCUAUGACAGCUUCUUUCUACUAGCCGUUAGACUUCUAAAUUCACAUGUCUGUAGAUUGCAACGGAGUCAUAACGCAAAGGUUUUUACUCCCUCAUGUUGUGGGAUGGAAGUAAGAUUUAAAUAAACUAAAAUUAAUUGUUUAUGGUAGAACCAAUAGAAAUACCAAAAGAAUUUUCCAUGUUCUAUGGUCUAAGUUGACUAAGCAAAAAUGGAGACAAGGAAGCUGCUUAAAAAAACUGAAUAGAAUUUAAUUGGGUGAAUGACAUUUAUUUACAAACUGGAAAGCAUUUAAAUGUAAAGCACAAUAUUGGAAAAUUCCCUUUAAAGUUGAAUAUGCUUUGGCAGUAUUUCCCUCCAUUUAUGGAUAUCUGCAUAAUAAAAUUCUUCAAU
Hypanus sabinus (Atlantic stingray) is the source of this 4191-nucleotide messenger RNA. RefSeq lists its product as uncharacterized. Gene Ontology annotation, cellular component: apical junction complex; apical plasma membrane; adherens junction. Gene Ontology annotation, molecular function: phosphatidylinositol binding; protein binding. Gene Ontology annotation, biological process: establishment of cell polarity; microtubule cytoskeleton organization; establishment or maintenance of epithelial cell apical/basal polarity. The coding region runs from base 1479 to 2867 and encodes 462 amino acids. Lineage: Eukaryota; Metazoa; Chordata; Chondrichthyes; Myliobatiformes; Dasyatidae. The transcript has 2 exons. The record is from RefSeq and is a predicted model, not a curated record.